Messenger RNA from Anopheles coustani, 1086 nucleotides. RefSeq names its product CDK-activating kinase assembly factor MAT1 (gene Mat1). Gene Ontology annotation, biological process: nucleotide-excision repair; positive regulation of cyclin-dependent protein serine/threonine kinase activity; regulation of transcription by RNA polymerase II. The record is from RefSeq and is a predicted model, not a curated record. The transcript is spliced from 2 exons. Gene Ontology annotation, molecular function: cyclin-dependent protein serine/threonine kinase activator activity. Bases 63 to 1007 code for a protein of 314 amino acids. Gene Ontology annotation, cellular component: transcription factor TFIIH holo complex. Lineage: Eukaryota; Metazoa; Arthropoda; Insecta; Diptera; Culicidae.
GCACCGGUUUGUUUAUCGUUCGUUCUAAAUAAAUUUGUAAAAAGGUACGCAAAAAAAUAACCAUGGAUGAUCAAGUGUGUCCGCGAUGCAAAACUACCAAGUAUCGGAAUCCGUCCCUUAAGUUGAUGGUAAAUGUCUGCGGUCAUACGCUGUGCGAAAGCUGUGUGGAAUUGCUGUUCUUGAAAGGAUCCGGAUCCUGCCCCGAAUGUAAUGUGGCGCUGCGAAGGAGCAAUUUCCGCGUGCAGCUGUUCGAGGAUUCCAACGUCGACAAGGAGGUACAAAUUCGCAAGCGGAUACUUAAGGACUACAACAAGAAAGAGGAUGAUUUUGCUUCCCUCGACGAGUACAAUGACUAUUUGGAGAUGAUUGAAGAGCUCGUGUUCAAUCUUUGCAACAACAUCGAUAUUAUCAACACGAACAAGCGAAUUGAACAGUAUAAGCGUGAUAAUCGAGAAAUAACUAUGAAGAACAAAUCAAAAUUGAGCAAAGAUGAGCUGGAACUAGAGCAGCUGGUAGAAUACGAGAAGGAACAGUUCGAUCAGCGCCGGAAGGAGCUGGCGUUGAUUGAGGCGGAAAAUAGGAAGCAAAAAACGAAAAACAAAGAAGAGCUGAUCGAUUCGCUAAUGGCUAGCUACGAGGACGCCAGUGCCAUCGUCGACAAGUUUACCCAAAAAGCAGAGCAGGCACAGAUUCAACUUCCAAAACCGGUCGCACCACCUCCGGCACCGAAGCAUACACAUUUCUCGUCGGGCAUAGCGACUGGAUUUGCGGGCCAACACGGGUUUCUGGCGGUGCCGAAGCUAGAAGAAGGACCACUUUACGCAUAUGAACCUCAGGAAUUCUCGACCGAUGGACCGACCCCACCAACGCUGGGCGAAGUUAUCACCAAUGGCUACAUUCGACACAUAAGGACUGAAACUACGGCAGAGAAGGCGGGAGGAUUCAAAACAGAUUUAUCUUGCUUGCGAGCGAUUCAGGAAGCACUUGCAGGAUUGUACCAUGGUUAGCUAGUGUUCAUGUAAGGAAUUUAAACUAAUAAAAUAAGUUUUUUUCUAAAAAGUGUACAAAAUAUGAAGAUACUACACA